Messenger RNA from Procambarus clarkii (red swamp crayfish), 780 nucleotides. Lineage: Eukaryota; Metazoa; Arthropoda; Malacostraca; Decapoda; Cambaridae. The record is from RefSeq and is a predicted model, not a curated record.
AUGCUAAUGCAAAGAUUAAGACACAGCUGGAGACGACGGAACCAGCAAAAACCACACCGCUAUACAGAUAGACAAAGAUACGAUCACACUGCUAUACAGGGACCAUACGACCACACUGCUACACAGACAGAGAUACGACCACACCGCUACACAGACAGAGAUACGACCACACUGCUACACAGACAGAGAUACGACCACACCGCUACACAGACAGAGAUACGACCACACUGCUACACAGACAGAAAUACGACCACACCGCUACACAGACAGAGAUACGACCACACCGCUAUACAGACAGAGAUACGACCACACCGCUACACAGACAGAGAUACGACCACACCGCUACACAGACAGAGAUACGACCACACUGCUACACAGACAGAGAUACGACCACACUGCUACACAGACAGAGAUACGACCACACCGCUACACAGACAGAGAUACGACCACACUGCUACACAGACAGAGAUACGACCACACCGCUACACAGACAGAGAUACGACCACACCGCUACACAGACAGAGAUACGACCACACCGCUACACAGACAGAGAUACGACCACACCGCUACACAGACAGAGAUACGACCACACCGCUACACAGACAGAGAUACGACCACACCGCUACACAGACAGAGAUACGACCACACCGCUACACAGACAGAGAUACGACCACACCGCUACACAGACACGUAACAGAGAAAACAGUAGUGUCUGUACCGUGCUUCGUACUUCAGGAAAUUAAUUCUGGUAAUUUGCACGAGGGAGUCGAGCCCCCAUGA